This is a messenger RNA of Arctia plantaginis, 516 nucleotides long. The record is from the annotation of a GenBank genome assembly. Lineage: Eukaryota; Metazoa; Arthropoda; Insecta; Lepidoptera; Erebidae.
AUGAUCGCUUUUAUGACGCCUACAGGUGCUCCACUGUACAGUAAUCUGACGAAAAAUAAUAUCAGCCUAGACAGUUUGUGCGUAUUAUUAAAAAAACCGCUUAUGGUGUUCCAAGGUUCAAGACACAGGCAGAAUAAGCAAAUUUCGUUUCCGUGGGUGUCGUCAGCGUGCGACGUGUGUACAGUUUACACAACAGAGGCUGCACGCGAGAGCCGUCUGCCGUCGCUCACUUGGGUAAGUUGCAGAGUUGCUUUUAUAAAUACGCCACCGGCACUCGAGCGUAGUCGCCCCUCCCCGGGUCCCCGCAGAGCACCGCUGCUCGCGUGCCGAUCAUCGCCAUUAUCUGCGGGACCUUGGGCCGCACCGCGCGAUAAAACCACUCACCUUUUUGAUUUGGAAAUGAUCAGGGCGCAGAGUCUCCUGGAUCUCCUGCUCGGUUCCGCGCGGCGCCGCCUGCACGGAGCUGCGGAACCCGUCGAGCACCCCCUUAAACGUGAACUUCUUCAUCGCGAAUAA